Molecule: messenger RNA, 901 nt
Organism: Zootoca vivipara (common lizard)
Lineage: Eukaryota; Metazoa; Chordata; Lepidosauria; Squamata; Lacertidae
Product: vomeronasal type-2 receptor 26-like
Biological process (GO): G protein-coupled receptor signaling pathway
Cellular component (GO): plasma membrane
Molecular function (GO): G protein-coupled receptor activity
Source: RefSeq, a predicted model, not a curated record
AGACAUGGUUGACUGUGUUGCAUGCCCUGAAGAUCAUUAUCCAAACAGGGACCAAUCGCAAUGCAUUCCAAAGACCAUCAUCUUCCUGACUUUUAAAGAGCCUCUGGGGAUGAGUUUAGCACUGUUUGCUCUUUCUCUCUCUCUCCUCACAGUGGUGGUCCUAGUCAUCUUCAUUAAACAUCAGGACACACCCAUUGUCAGAGCAAACAACCGGGACCUCACCUACACACUCCUCACUUUCCUCCUGCUCUGCUUUCUCUGCCCAUUGAUCUUCCUCAGCCCUCCAGAAAGAGUGAGCUGCCUGCUCCGACAAAUGGCUUUUGGCCUUGUUUUCACAGUGACCGUUUCUUGUGUGCUGGCCAAAACUAUCACGGUGGUUCUGGCCUUUGUGGCCACCAAACCAGGAUCCAGAAUGAGGAAGUGGGUGGGGAAAAGACUGGCAAGCUCCAUUGUGAUUUCUUGUUCCCUUAUCCAAGUGGGCAUUUGCACUGUGUGGUUAGGAACCUCUCCUCCAUCCCCUGAUUCUGACAUGCACUCGGCGAUGAGGGAAAUCAUUUUAGGCUGUAACGAAGGGUCAGUUGCCCUGUUUUACUGUGUCCUGGGCUACAUGGGCUUUUUGGCCAUUAUCAGCUUUGUUGUGGCCUUUUUAGCCAGGAAACUGCCUGACAGCUUUAAUGAGGCCAAAUUCAUCACCUUCAGCAUGUUGUUGUUCUGUAGUGUUUGGAUCUCCUUUCUUCCGGUCUACCUGAGCACCAAGGGGAAAUACAUGGUGGCUGUGGAGAUCUUCUCCAUCUUAGCCUCCAGUGCUGGCUUACUGGGUUCAAUCUUUGUCCCCAAAUGUUACAUCAUUGUGCUGAGGCCUGAUUUGAACUGUAGGGAGAAGUUAAUAAAGAAGAAAUAA